AUCGAUUGCAAAAGUCUCGAUCAUAACAGAAACAAAUCCGACUCGCGUCCGCUGAUCGGGUUCGGCAGCCGUGUGGUGGCUCAUCGUGGCCUUGUGCAUCAUACGGAAGACACGUCAACGCUACAGCUCCGUUCAGCCUCAUCAUAUUUCGAGAUCCGCUUCUGGAACUAUCCUCAACUCAUUCACGGUAAAAAUCCCAAAAGUCCCCAACCGGCAAAAUUAUUCUAUGGAUUUAUUCCAUUCUGA
Anisakis simplex (herring worm) is the source of this 246-nucleotide messenger RNA. The record is from the annotation of a GenBank genome assembly. NCBI's taxonomy places the organism in Eukaryota, Metazoa, Nematoda, Chromadorea, Rhabditida, Anisakidae.